AUGACCUCUAACACUAAUAAUAUUAUUCAAAUCCGAGGUCAAGAUUUUGCGGUCAGUAAUCGUUUUGUUAAUUUAAAAUAUCUUGCAUCUGGUGCUUAUGGAAUGGUAGUAUCGGCAUUUGAUACUCAAAAACUUACAAAUGUUGCUAUUAAAAAAAUUUCUCCAUUUCUUUCCAAGAUAAAUUGUCAACGAACAUUACGUGAAAUUCGAAUACUACAACGACUUAAACAUGAAAAUAUAAUUAAUAUAAUAGAAAUUCUUAAACCAACAUCAUUAGAACAAAUGAAAGAUAUUUAUUUAAUUGAAACAUUAAUGGAUACAGAUUUAUCUCAAUUAAUUACAAAUCAAAAUGGUUCAAAAAUUCUAUCAGAUGAUCAUAUUCUUUAUUUUACUUAUCAAUUAUUAAGAGGUGUUAAAUAUAUACACAGUGCUAAUGUAGGAGAAUCUACAACAACUAAUGUUUAUCAAAGUGUAUUUGAAAUGUCGACGAAGAUUCCAGAAGGUCUACAAAGUGUAUUUGAAGUUGAACCACAACUUCCAUUACCAGCAACUAUGGUUGAUGAUGAGUUCAUUUCACAAAGUGAACGUUUAACAACUCGAUGA
Molecule: messenger RNA, 603 nt
Organism: Rotaria sp. Silwood2
Lineage: Eukaryota; Metazoa; Rotifera; Eurotatoria; Philodinida; Philodinidae
Source: the annotation of a GenBank genome assembly